AUCACGCUCGGUCCAUCAGCAGGGCAGAGGGAGAGCGCUGUGAGAGGAGGAGGGUCGAGGACGCGGACGCAGAAAGGAGCUGACAGAGCGUUUGUGAGAUAAUACAUGCAACAGGGAUGCACAGAUAGCCGCACCGGACCGCUGGGUGGAUUACAAAGUUGAGCCAUUGUCUUUGAGAAGAAUUGGGAUCCGUGAGACAUACAGAAACAUUCGUUAGAUAAUUGAUUAAAAAAAUGGGUUUGAUACGCUUUUCUCCACUGGUCCUGGGAGCACCCACACCUUUACGCACACUUCUUUGCAGUUUUGCGCUUUUGCUCUGCUGGCAGCCCUUGUGCCAAACGUUCAACCUUGACGUGGAGAGCCCGGCUGUGUACAGCGGACCUGACGGGAGCUACUUCGGUUACGCGGUGGACUUUUACUUGGUGGAUUCCGCGAGUGUGAGCGUGUUGAUCGGGGCUCCCAAGGCCAACACCAGCCAGCCAAACAUCACAGAGGGAGGAUCGGUCUUCUACUGCCCCUGGGGACUCGGCCAAUCAGAGUGCCAUGACAUCGAGUUUGAUGCUGAAGGGGAUCGCACCGUCCUGAUCAACGACACAGACCAUAAGGCGGAGGUCAAGUCCCACCAGUGGUUCGGCGCCACCGUGCGUUCCCACGGAGACACCAUUCUGGCCUGCGCCCCACUCUACUCCUGGAGAACCAAGAAGGACGUCCCCCAGUCCGACGUGACCGGGACCUGCUACCUCUCGGCCCAGAACUUUACUAAGUUCGCUGAAUACGCGCCGUGUCGCACAGAGGUGACGGGUCAUGGUGGUCAGGGCUACUGCCAGGGCGGGUUCAGUGCAGACUUCACUAAGGAUGGCAAAGUAGUGCUAGGCGGACCGGGGAGUUACUUCUGGCAAGGCCAGGUGAUCUCGGCAGACAAGGACAAGAUCAUCGAGACGUACUACCCAGGCUACUUCAUGCAGUCUGUGGUCGGUCAGCUGGAGACCAAACAGACGGCCAUCAAACAUGAUGAUAACUACCAGGGUUACUCUAUCGCCGUGGGGGAUUUCAGCGGUGAUAAGCUGGACGAUUUCGUUGCCGGAGUUCCUAAAGCGUCCAUUCUUCGCGGAGUGGUUUCAAUUUUCAAUGGCACCAACCUGAAAUCCAUGGUGGAGUUCAAAGGUGAACAGAUGGGUUCCUAUUUUGGCUACUCGUUGGCCACGACCGACAUCAACAGCGACGGGCUGACGGACUUGCUGGUGGGGGCCCCCAUGUUCAUGCUGCGGGGGUCUGACGGGCGGCUGGAGGAGGUAGGCCGGGUGUACGUCUACCUGCAGCGCGGGCCCCUGGACCUGGAGCUCAGCGAGCCCCACCUGACCGGCGUGGACGCAUACGGCCGCUUCGGGAACACCAUUGCGCCGCUGGGCGACCUGAACCAGGACGGCUUCAAUGACGUGGCGGUCAGCAGUCCGUUCGGCGGCGAGGGGCUGCAGGGCCUGGUUUACAUCUACAACGGCCACGCGGGCGGCCUAGGGAGCAAGCCCUCCCAGGUGAUCACCGGCCAGUGGGCGGCCGGGGUCAUCCCCGCCAGCUUUGGCUUCGCCAUGCGAGGAGCCAAGGACCUGGACAUGAACGGCUACCCGGAUCUGAUCGUCGGGGCCUUCGGCGUGGACAGGGCGCUUCUCUACAGGUCUCGCCCAAUCGUCAACGCCAUCGCCACCAUGGCCAUCUCCCCAAAUAUGAUCAACCCUGAGGAGAAGAACUGCCCGGUCACCAACGACAACAUCACCAUACUAGUUUCCUGUGUCAACCUGAGCUUCUGCAUCUCGGCGGAUGGGAAGCACCUGCCAGAAACACUAGACUUCCAGGUGGAGUUGCAGCUGGACAGCCAGAAGCACCAGCAGAAGGGCGGGGUGCGGCGGGCUCUGUUCCUGGACUCCCACCAGGCCUCGCUGCUGAGGAGCUUGAGGAUGAGGCGCGGAGAGCGCUCCUGCCACGACGCCAAGAUCUACCUGCGGGACGAGAAGGAGUUCAGAGACAAGCUGUCCUCCAUCUACGUGGCGAUGAACUUCAGCCUGGACCCCAACGCCGCGGCCGACGCCCACGGCCUACGACCCGUCCUCAACUACCAGGCGGCCAGCCUUAUCGUGCGGAAGGCUCAGAUUCUGCUGGACUGCGGAGAAGACAACAUCUGUGUUCCCGACCUGAAGUUAGCAGUCCAAGGGGACAGGAAGGAAGUCUACCUCGGCGAUGACAACUCGCUGACCUUGAUGUUCAACGCCCGCAAUGAGGGCGAGGGGGGGGCGUACGAGGCGGAGCUCUACGUGGUGCUGCCCCCCGAGGCCGACUACAGCGGCAUAGCCCGCAACAACGAGAGCCUGGCCCAGCUGACCUGCAGCUACGAUACGGAGAACCAGACGCGCUACCUCAGCUGUGACCUGGGCAACCCCAUGAAGUCCGGCACCAGCCUUUGGGCCGGCCUGCGGUUCACCGUGCCACGACUAAAGGACCAACACAACACGGUGCAGUUCGACUUCCAGAUCCGCAGUAAAAACGAGAACAACUCCCACAGCGAGGUUGUUCCCUACAAGCUGGAGGUGGUGGUGCAGGCCAACGUCAUUUUACAAGGCGUGUCCCGGCCAGAUAAAGUCUUCUUCCCUCCCGCCAACUGGAAGAGCACCAAGAACCCUGUGGCCGAGGAGGACGUGGGGCCAGCCGUGGAGCACGUCUAUGAGCUGGUGAACAACGGGCCCAGCCGCAUCAGCAGCACUCUGCUCCAGCUGCGGUGCCCGCUGCGCGUCCAGGGCUAUCAGCUCCUCUACCCCCUGGAGUUCUCCACCGAGGGCCCGCUCAACUGCACCACCAACCACACCAUGAACUCCCUGGGCCUCAAGCUGCAGCAGACCUCCACAGAGCCUCCAUCCCUGCUGGCGCUGCAGGCCCAUGAACACCACGUGGAGAGGAGAGAGGUGCACAGAGAGUCCCUCUCUCAGCUGACCAACCUGUCGUGCUCCAACACUGAGUGCUGGACGCUGCAGUGCAACGUGGGUCUGCUGGAGAAGGGAACGAGUGCCAUCCUCAAAGUGCGCUCGCGCCUCUUGGCUGAGACCUUCCUGGAGAAGCAAAACAAGAAUUUUGUGCUGGAGUGUCUUGCCAAGUACAUUGUGAGAAAGAUGCCCUACGCCAUCCUACCCAAGCACCUCCCUACGGAACACAAAAAGGUGGUGACCUCUGUGAUGUGGAACAAGCCAGACGGUAAAUACUUGGUUCCUCUGUGGAUCAUCAUCCUGGCCAUCCUGGCCGGCUUGCUACUUCUAGCUCUGCUCAUCUACGUCAUGUACAAGCUGGGAUUCUUCAAGAGGUCUCUCCCGUACGGCACGGCCAUGGAGAAGGCCCAACUCAAGCCUCAGGCUGCGUCCGAGGCCUAGGAGGGCCCGGAGCCCACCGCAGACAAGCAGGAUCGAGCCAUAUGAUUGCAAUGGAGGAACAGAAGGAGAGGCGAUCAGACUUUGCAGUGUGAAGAGAGUUAGGAGGAGAAACGACCACUGGAACUCCACUGUGCUGCACUAGAAGAUGAGACGACACAAACCAAAAUGAUCUCCAAACCAAAUGAAUGUCUUUGCUUUUUUUUUUUUUACACUUUCUUUUCUGCAGUGUUUUGAACUGACAGAUCAAGACUAUUUCUCCUGCUCGGUAGAAACUGGCUUCAGGCUCAAGGUUGGACUGAACCACCAGAUAUUUUGUCCUACACUAUGGAAUGAAAGGUUCCUGAGGAUUUUAGUUUUUUUACACGCCUCCACAUAAUACAUUUUGUUUGAACACUUUAUUAUUGGUGCUAAAAAGACUGCAUGUACUUCUGAAGGACCGCAGCCCAAUGCUGACUCAUCCCAAACUCCCUGUCCACCUUUCUGAAAAUCCUUGUAGUUUUUUAAAUAGGAAUCCAUGGUAUUCAUCUGGAAAGGUACACGCUGAACCAAAGACAGUAAGUGUAGAAUAGAACGUUAUUACUAAACAUAAUAUAACACCACGAUUGACCAAAGCGUUGAUGAACCUCAUUUCAACCUGCCUGAGGAUGGUGGAUACUUCAGUGUAGUUACAUUUUUUAUUUUUGUUUGUUUUGUUUUUUCGUUUUUUUUUGCACUCAACGGAGGAAUCUACUGAUAAAAACACCAAAGACUGUGUGAAGACCUUCCUCGGAGGUCAGCCUUGGUCUCCUACUGGUGGUUGUUCGUUGCCGCGGUCCCGAGUAUGAACACGCUCCAGCCUCAUCCACGCCUCGGGUGUGAACCCUGCUGCAGCCUCGUCCACAUCCUGUUCUCUCACCUGGGAAGGGGACUGGAACCCACGACCUGCCAGGGAGCCAGGCCCCCGUCCUCCUGUCAACAGCGGGCGGGGCUGCUGUCGCCUUUCCCUCAGAAACGGGGCUGCUGUAUUCUCAUGAGGUCAUAAAAAAGGCAGAAAGAUCAGGAGGAAGAACCUCUUGUAAAGCCACUGUUACAUAACGAUGUCUUGAAGAGCAGAAGCGACAAUCGUCCUGUUGGAGCCUGAGGGCAGGUGGAGGAAAUGUGUUCUGGGGGUGCAGGCGGUGGUGGGGUCUUCCCCGCUCCAUGCUGCGGAGGUAUCAGCUCACCGCAGGCGAUUCUGUAGGCUUUAACGGCCUCUUUGAUUAAAGGGCUCGCGUGUGUAUGAGGAUGUGUGCUAGCAAGGAGGGUAGUGAGGUCACACCGCACUGCCACAGAGGGCUGCGGAUCCACCCAGGGAACGAACAUUGAACAGGUUGUGUGUGGAGUAUUUGCAUAGGGUUUCACAGGUGCCUUAAAUGUAGAUAGUUAAUGACCUUUGUGAGGAUGUGUGCUCGUAGGAAAUGCGUAAUGUAUGCGGGCACAUAAGUAUGGUGUGUGAGUGGUGUAUUUAUGAAUGUCUGUUUUCUGUAUGAAUCGGUUGAAAACUGUUUUCCCUUUGCUCUGAUGUCGUAAUUAUGUCGUUAUUUUUUUCUGACCAUGGUGUAAUCGUUGGAACACAAUGUGGAACCGCAAAGACUUUCCAUCUUCAUGGGGAUUUAAUCCCAUCACAAUCAAUGGCUGCCAUCAAAAUGAGGGGCGUAUUCUGUUGACACCCAAUGACGGAAAGGGCACUGGGAAAACAACAUGUUGUUUGGAAGUGCAAUAUUUGUAAUCUACUAUUAUGAUCGGUUUCAUGCGUUCUUAUUGUUUUCAGCGUAUUUCUGUGUUUGCUUCGCUAUCUGAUCUAAGAGUCCUUGAAGCCUUAUGUUUCCCUCACAGGCCAUCAUAUUCUCACUAAUGGCAGCAGUGAAGAGGUAGUUUUUCCAUGGUUUUCUACUGUGGUGUUUUUUUUUCCUCAGUGCAUACAUCUUGGACCACUUUUGCUAUCAGAUUUUUGUACCACAAACCUGCCGUGUGUGUGAAGCACAUUCUCUUGAGCCCCUCCCCAGAAACACGCCGCGUUCGCUGCUCAAGAUAAUUUUGUGGUGUCACAUUUGAAUGUGGCAUGCAGUUGUAUCACCUGUUUAAACACCACCUUUUACUAACCAUAUGUGUCACAUAGCUGUUCUGUCUUUAGCGCAGCCUUAUGUCAAGUAAAAAACAACAAAUGUGUUUCACAGUUUCAGAAGACUGUCUUUUAGAUUAAUUUGGUAAUUGAUUCAAUCUGUAACAUCAUUUUCCGACCUGUUAUUUAUGAUGAUGCGAUCUUUCAUCCACGGUUCUAGUCGGAGGAGGGUCAGGACUUUUCUAAACAACCCCAUUUCUUGGACUCUAAAAUAAGUUGUAUAUAUUUCUGACAAGAAGAUUAUUUUUAAAUUCAAAUGAUAAAUUGUUUGUUGUGAAUUCUUCUCACCCCAUAUUGGGGAGAAUUUUUGUUUUUAGGGAUUUUGUUUUUGUUCAAAGUUUGUAUUUUAAAUAAAGUAUUUCCCUUUUUA
Messenger RNA from Gadus morhua (Atlantic cod), 5920 nucleotides. RefSeq names its product integrin, alpha 5 (fibronectin receptor, alpha polypeptide) (gene itga5). Gene Ontology annotation, biological process: angiogenesis; cell adhesion mediated by integrin; cell-matrix adhesion. NCBI's taxonomy places the organism in Eukaryota, Metazoa, Chordata, Actinopteri, Gadiformes, Gadidae. The record is from RefSeq and is a predicted model, not a curated record. Gene Ontology annotation, molecular function: integrin binding. Bases 234 to 3410 code for a protein of 1058 amino acids. The transcript is spliced from 30 exons. Gene Ontology annotation, cellular component: integrin complex; external side of plasma membrane.